Molecule: messenger RNA, 1803 nt
Organism: Helianthus annuus (common sunflower)
Lineage: Eukaryota; Viridiplantae; Streptophyta; Magnoliopsida; Asterales; Asteraceae
Product: UDP-glycosyltransferase 88B1
Exons: 1
Coding region: 291-1673 (460 amino acids)
Molecular function (GO): UDP-glycosyltransferase activity
Source: RefSeq, a predicted model, not a curated record
AAAAUCAAGAUCAGAUGACAAGAUAUGGUAAUAAAAAAAUAAAAAAUUCGGUGACACAACAACCCGUUGCCAAUGUGAAAAUUAAAACAGUACUCUCCUACCCAUAUAGCCAUGGUCCAAAGGUGGUUGUAAUAAAUCCAAAACAAAGCUCGUUAGCCACUGGCCAUACUGAUGGGAAAUUGGUAAAAUCACAUGGGUUAAUUAAGUGCUGCAUGUUUACGUACGUUGCCAAUAUAACUCAUGCCCAUCCACAUAAUCCACCAAAAAAUUAACACACACACAUACACCAAAUGGGCACUAUUGUUUUGUACCCUGCACCAGCCAUGGGCCACCUCGUUUCAAUGGUGGAGCUUGGAAAAUUCAUCAUCAAACACCAUCCUUCCUACUCUAUAAUCGUCCUUACCCUCACCAACUCAUUCAACACCGGCUCUAUCACCUCAUAUGUCCGUCACAUCUCCGCCACCAUCCCCGCCAUCGCAUUCCACCACCUCCCCGACAUCCCUCUCGACCUCGAAACAUAUCCCUCCACGGAUUCGGUACUCUUUGAUCUUAUAAACCGUAGUGUUCACAACGUUGCGGAUGCCCUUCGGUCCAUUUCCCCUACCGCGUUAAUUAUCGAUCUCUUUUGUACCUCCGCUAUGGCUGCGGCUGCAAUCCUCAACAUUCCUGUUUACUACUUCAUUACUUCCGGGGCGUGUUGCGUGGUGGAACUUCUUUAUUUCCUCACGCUUGAUCGGAAUUACCCCGGAAGUUUUAAAGAUAUGAAUAGACUUGUCUAUUCACCGGGGCUGCCACCGAUACCAUCAUCUGACAUGCCAGCUGCGGUUCUAGAUAGAAGCUCCACGGAUUAUGCGGGUUUUCUUGAACUCUCGUACCACAUGCCGAAAUCGGCUGGGAUUAUUGUUAACACGUUUGAUUCGCUGGAACCGAAACCACUUAAAGCGAUUCGCGACGGAUUAUGUGUCCCAGGUCAGCCUACACCACCGGUUUACUGCGUUGGGCCGCUGCUUGCGGAUGGAAGUGAGGGUUUAUUGCAUGAAUGUUUGAAGUGGCUCGAUGGUCAACCUAAAGAGAGUGUUGUUUACUUGUGUUUUGGGAGUGAGGGUUUCUUUUCGAGUGAUCAGUUGAAAGAGAUUGCUAAAGGGUUGGAGAUGAGUGGACAUAGGUUUUUGUGGGUGAUACGGAGCCCACCAAUGGUCAACAAUGAUGAUUUGAGUGUAUUGUUGCCAGAUGGGUUUUUGGAACGUACUAAAGAUAGGGGUCUUGUGGUGAAGAAAUGGGCCCCGCAAGUGAAAGUGUUGAGUCACGAGUCGGUAGGUGGGUUUGUGACACAUUGUGGGUGGAACUCCGUGUUGGAGGCCACACGUGCGGGUGUGCCCAUGGCGGCGUGGCCGUUGUAUGCGGAACAAAAAUUAAAUAAGAUUGUGAUGGUUGAGGAAAUGAAAAUGGCUCUAUCGAUGAACGAGUCUGAGGACGGGAAAGUGGCAGCCGCAGAGGUGGAGAAGCUGGUUAGGCGGUUGAUGGAUUCGGAGGAAGGGAAGGUCGUUAGGGAGGUGGUGAAGGCUAGGAAGGUGGACGCGGUGAGGGCAAUGCACGACAACGGGUCUUCUCUUAUGGCAUUGGCGAAGUUGGUUGAGUCAUGGCAACCGACGAGGACUCUAUCGUUAUCGUGACUGCUUAAUGUGUUAGACGUGCUCGUGGUCAUCGAGUUGAUUUUCUCUAUCUCAAUUGGAUCAUGAAAAUAAUUGUUCUAAAUCUUGAAAAUAAUUACUAUAUGUUAAAAACAAAAGGGAAUGAACAGUA